AUGAAUCUAACAAUGAUUAACAGUGAAAACAUGAAGAAAACGAAAAGGAAAAAGAGCAAAACAAAAAUCAACAACUACGCGGGCAUAGAGGGCGUUGAAAAAAUAGUGUUACCCGAUGAUGUACAAAAGUUGUUGAUGUGCGAAGUAGGCGAGCAGGUUUCAGUGCAAGAGCCAUGGGCGUACGUGCAAAAACAAACAGUGAUGGAUAAUUUAUUGACGACGGAGAAUUCGGUGUUUCUGCCUUACAAAGUCGAGUUGGAGAAUUACGAAACCGACAAAAUCCUGCUCGGUUACAUACCGGAUGAGACCGACGACAUCGACGAGUUCUACAUGUGUUUAACAGCGGAAUCGGUUAUUAAAACCGCAGCUAUUGCGAAGAAACAUAGGGACGAACAAAGGCAGAAAUUGCAGGACAUCGUGUGCAAGACACCGGGUGAAUGGACUUCGCUGGGCAGCGACAUAAACACGAACAAAAACAACAGGGCACUUCUCGAAGUUCUCAUAGAAACCCAGUACCCAAUACCGAAGGACAAGACCAAGUUCAGAGUUCACUGGGCCAAAGCAGGAGACACCUCAUACACUGAAUUGCUUAGCACCGACAAUGGAGACAGUAUUUUAAAGAAAAGAAUCGACAAUUCUGUUCAAGUAGCGCCAAGUCACGCCCACAAUGAGGCCCAAACUGUUUGCACCUUCCCCAAAAACGCCACAGCGAACUAUCAAUACAACUACGACGAAAUAGAUCCAGUGCUGUUCCAAAGCAAACUGGAUUCGUACUACGUCAAACAUAGUUUAUCCUUUAACAAUUGGUUGGUGAUAAAUGGUCUCUUCAACCUGUACACUCUGGAUUACCACGUGUUGGCAGCAAAAAGCAUUCUACCUCCUAGCAGGAAAAAGUUCCACAUUAACGAGUACAUGACGUACUCAGACAUACAACGAUGUAAAGGCAGGAUGGUGGAAGCAGUCACAUGGCAUCCCACUAUGAGUUGGUUGUUUGUAGUCUCGUAUUCGACUUUUUCCUCGUAUUACUACAUCCGAAAUGAAGCGGACGAUGAUGAGGUGUUCAGAGCAGUCCACACCUUAAAUCCCGUUUUGGUGUGGAGUGUCAACGAUUAUUUGAUGCCAAAAUUGGUACUGCACUCCCCAAGAGAGGUUAUGCAUCUUUCCUUUUGCCCUUACGAUGGCAACAUACUUAUAGGUGAGUACAAAUUAUUUUAA
Messenger RNA from Brassicogethes aeneus, 1215 nucleotides. The record is from the annotation of a GenBank genome assembly. Lineage: Eukaryota; Metazoa; Arthropoda; Insecta; Coleoptera; Nitidulidae.